AUGUUUAGUUCCAUAUUUAUGCAAUUAGAACAAAAUCUUUUGCAUUAUAAACAAAAUUUUAAUUUACUAUUUUUCCAUUUGGAUUUCAGAAAAAAAUAAGAUUAAAAAUUGUUUUUAACAUCUUAUUGGUUUUAUUUGAAAAGUAUUAAAAGCCAUUUCUUGUUUUACUUAUUUUAAAUUCUAUAAAAAUGUCUGCUAAAAAAUAAUCAAAUAAAAACAAAAUAUUAUUUUGAAAAGAAAAUUGAGAGUGUGAUAAUUUAAUUAUUAAUGCAAAUAUUGCUUCAGAAAAUAAUAAUAACUAGAAGUAAUAAGUGUAUGUCUUAUAUAAUUUUUGAUUUAUUAAUUCUAUCUAAAUUUCUUAAUUUUUAAACAUGCUAGCUUGCUUGCGUGAAUGAAUCAAUAAAUAAAUAUCUUUCUAUAAAAAUUCAUAUAAAAUAAUAAUAAAAACAUGAAAGUCACUUUUUUAAAUUCAUAUUACAUAAAUAGUUUGUAUGA
Molecule: messenger RNA, 495 nt
Organism: Tetrahymena thermophila SB210
Lineage: Eukaryota; Ciliophora; Oligohymenophorea; Hymenostomatida; Tetrahymenidae
Exons: 1
Source: RefSeq, a predicted model, not a curated record